Messenger RNA from Cladophialophora carrionii CBS 160.54, 243 nucleotides. RefSeq lists its product as uncharacterized. The record is from RefSeq and is a predicted model, not a curated record. Lineage: Eukaryota; Fungi; Ascomycota; Eurotiomycetes; Chaetothyriales; Herpotrichiellaceae. Bases 1 to 243 code for a protein of 80 amino acids. The transcript has a single exon.
AUGAUCAAAGAUCUAAUGCGUCUGCUCUUCAGCACGGGACUGUCAUCCACGGCCCCCAGCGAUGAUGACUUCUUCAACGAGCCCUCCACAAUGCGGCCCCGGCUGACUGCCGCGGCGGCGGCGGCGGCCAAGGAGUCCGGUUCCACACAGGAUUCGGCGUCACUGUCGACCUCAUCGACGUAUCAGGUUGUCGCCAGAGGCCAUCCUUGCACCAAAAUACAUUACGCAGCACCCAGUGCAUGA